Molecule: messenger RNA, 2705 nt
Organism: Ylistrum balloti
Lineage: Eukaryota; Metazoa; Mollusca; Bivalvia; Pectinida; Pectinidae
Product: aminopeptidase O-like
Exons: 17
Coding region: 177-2630 (817 amino acids)
Biological process (GO): proteolysis
Cellular component (GO): nucleolus
Molecular function (GO): zinc ion binding; metalloaminopeptidase activity
Source: RefSeq, a predicted model, not a curated record
UCGAGAUUUAAUUAGAGGUCUCGGUCUCAGAAUUUUAUUCGCUACGGGAUCAUCACUGGUUGACAAACUGGCACAGGAAAGGACAGUCAGUACAAAGCCCACGCAGUCUACAGAAUGGAAUUAAAGUGAAAUAAAAACAGUUGAAAGAGAGUUUGAUUUAAGCAACAUUAAUCAAGAUGUCCGACAAGGAGGAUUCUUGUCAUGAGAAAGAUUUGCCAUUGAUGUCAAAUGUAAAGGAUAUCCUUGUUUAUCAUUACAUUCUAGAUCUUAAAUGUCACUUAGAGGAAAAGACAAUUAGUGGCUCUGUUGUGGUUUUCUGUAAACCAACUACGAGUGAUAUCAGUCCAAGCUGUGAUGACUCUAACGCUGACUGUAAAGAGAUGCCUGUUUGUAAUGGUGAAACAAGUCAGUUCUCAGGAAACAGACAGGAUCUGUUAGUGACCGCUUCUAGUUCGACCUCAGUGCCUGAUUCAAAGAUUUCUAGUGAGUCACAAAUUUCAGAGAAGGAAAUAUGUGUUUUUGACAGAAAGAGAAAGUCAUUGCCUAGCGAUGGACUUGAAGAUGAUGCCUUAACAAGAAAAGUGAAAAGACAUGGUGAUACAGCUCACAACAAUUACAAUCCUGACGACAAAAAUGUGCUACAGUCAACAAUAUCAAAAGAUUUUGAUGAACAACAAUGUAAUAAUGAAUUGUUAUCAAGUCAGAAUCGGCUACCUUCAGUUGCUUUUCCCACAGUGUCUUCUGAUGAAGUUGUUUCACCCCAGUUUCAGAUGAUAUUGGACUGUUGUGAUAUCAAUAUUUUGAAGGUUGAGGAUUUAACCGACUGUGAGGAAGUACUUGAACAGAUUUCUGAUGACCCAUUCAAUAAAAUUAAAAGAUUUGGAAACAAUGAAAAUGUGAAUGAAAAUCAUUUGAAGUUCACUGUUGAAAAGCACUGCUUGAGAGUUUUUAAGACUGGUUGUACAAGCAUAAAAGACUACCCUAAAGUAAUGAAGAUUUCAUUUCUGACUAAACCAGAAGGCCAGUCACUGAAAUGGACAAAUGAUCAAGAUGGCAAGCCGUGUGUGUAUACACAUGGACACUGGAUAAACAACCGUUCACUCUUUCCAAGCCAGGAUGUCCCUGUUUCCAUGGCUACCUGGCAAGCUGUGGUAUCUGUGGAAGUGCCAGUUUCGGUGGUGAUGAGUGGAGACAAGGAACCUGUGACCAGUACCACAGAAGAUGGAUGGACUCAUUUUUACUUCAACACACAAAUGGUUAUGCCUUCCUCCACCAUAUCGCUGGCUAUUGGACAUUGGCAGGUCAAAUCUCUCAUUACCAUGGACAGUUUGUCUGAACCAGAGUGUGAGAAAACAAUCCCUUGUCGACUGUUCUGUGCAUCCAGCCUGAUGGAUGCUGCAUCUCAGGAGAUUGGUCGGUACAUGGGCAGUUGUCUCAGAGCUGCAUAUAAUACAUUGGGGCCACAUCCGUUUCGGAGACUAGAUAUUGUGGUGGUUCCCUCGUCGUUUGACAGCCUUGGCAUGGCAAGCCCCAGUAUGUUAUACCUGUCCCAGUCUCUGUUGGUUGGAGACUUUAGCAUGUGUGUCCGCAUUGCUCAUGAAGUUAGUCACUCCUGGUUUGGUCUUGCUAUUGGUCCAAGUGACUGGACAGAAGAAUGGUUAACGGAAGGAUUCUGUACCUACACGGAGGAUGUCAUACACAAUCUGGCUAUGCAGACUGUAGCAGGAUGGACAGAAGAGUAUGGGGACCACCAUCGAGAGAUAAGAGAUGUCCUUAGAUAUAGAACUCUGGUUGCUGAGCUGGAGCACACAGAUGAGGAGCUCCAGACGCUGAGACCAAACAAAGAGGAUGAAGAGGAGUCAUAUGUGACUUAUGUAAAAAAUGGAAUGAAUCCUGAUAAAAGGUUUAUGCAGGUUCAUUAUCUCAAGGGCUACUUCCUUCUGAGAUAUCUUGAGAGGAAGGCAGGAAGAAACGUGUUUCUUCAUCUGAUGAAAAAUUAUGUACAGCAAUUCCAUGGAAGACUGGUCUCAUCUCAGGAUGUGUUGACGUUUUUUCUUGGAAAUUGUUCAGAAUUUCGGGAACAACAUAUUACAGAAGAUGCACUCAGCCGUGACUGGUUGGACUGUCCUGGUAUACCUAAGCAUUUACAAAACUUCCAAAUGGACAAAGAUAAUGUUAUAGCGACCCAGGUGAUCAGUGAGGUUGGUGCGUUGAAUGAAAUCUCCAUAAAUGGGAAGGCUUCUAAAAAGAAGUUGCAGCGUAAACGACCAUGUUUCGUGAAGAUGGAUGCAAUUCAGAUGACCUUGCUAAUGGAGGAGCUUCUACACACAGAUAAAUUGGGUCGAGAUGUUCUCUCUGCUCUCGGAAAAGUUCAUAACAUAUCAACCCAAAACCCAGAGAUCCAGCAUCGAUGGUGUGAACUCGUCAUCAAGUACAAAAUAAGAAAACAUUACGAAGAUAUCAAGAACUUCCUUGUUCAUCAUCAGGCGAUGGGCGUUUAUUUGUACGGCGAACUUAUCAUUUCAAGAGAUAAGGAACAGAAAGCACUCGCAUUAGGUAUAUUUGAACAACUGAGAGGCGACAUGGAACCUGAUUCACUGCAGUCUAUAUGUGCAAUGCUGUUUGGAUAAUACAUGAAGAACGCAACUGCAUUCAGAAGCGUGUAUCAUCCUUGUUUACUUUAUUGUCAUCUCUUGGAAUAAAAU